This is a messenger RNA of Ostreobium quekettii, 1125 nucleotides long. Lineage: Eukaryota; Viridiplantae; Chlorophyta; Ulvophyceae; Bryopsidales; Ostreobiaceae. The record is from the annotation of a GenBank genome assembly.
AUGGAGGCGACAGAGGAGGAGGGGCCCUUGUGGGUCCGCCUGAAGUGCCGCACUUCCACCUACUCGGUGCCUGUGGAGCUGGCAAAGCAGGCCGGGACGCUGCAGGUUGCGCUGGAGUGCGCGUGCGGCAGCGGUGCCGUGACCACCAUCCACUGCGACCGCUGUGACUCCGAGGCAGUGCAUCUUGUGAUGGUGUCCUGCGAAUGCAACCCGGAAGGGCUGGAUGGAGUAACGGGCUUGGAGAAGGACGUGCUGUCCAGGGCCGCAUGCCGCCUGGACGAGAAGUUCUUCCUGGACGUCCUGGCAGCCGCGGAAUUUUUGGACGUGAAAUGGAUACUUGACAUGGAUUGGCUGCACGUGGCUGUGAAGCGGCGAUUUGCUACCGCGGUGGACUAUUUGUUGGAGUUCAUGGACCAGUUGAGCAGUGCCGACGCCUUGGGGCGGACACCACUGCACUGGGCGUGCCUGCAUGGGGACGAGUCUCUGGUUAAGCGCCUUGUGGACAAGGGUGCCAUUGUGAACGCCACAGACGCCGUGGGGAAGACUGCCUUCCAAAUUGUCAACAGGGAGUUGGCGAAAUGCGUCCAGCGCAGCCCCACAUGGUUCCAAUACCACACGGUAGGAAAGGCCCUUCUGGCAGCUGGAGCCCACAGGCGGGGUUUGCGCCCAGUGGUGUUUGGCACACGGGGGGCUCGCGGUCAAAUGCCUCGUGGGCUUGGCGGUCGGUCGGGGCCGCACCGCUCACCACAUCAGCAAAGCCAUCAAGUUCCGUGGCCUCCUUGGAGGCCAAUGGAAGACGAGGGUGAAGGGGAGGAUACAGUGAGCGAUAACUGGUUCUUCAUGGAGGAAGCACCGACGGCGCUCGUCCCAUCUCACGACUAUGUUGGAGCCCUGGUGUCCAAAAAUCCCAAAUUUGCCAGGACACCCCCGGCGCUGUUGCAACCCCUGCUGCGGGCGUACUCCAGAAUAUGGCGACUGAAAAACGCUGCGGAGUUGGAGAUAUACUUGUUGGGGAGGCAGGUCGAGGAUGGUAAAGCAGAGGUUGAAGCAGAGCUGCAACAAAUCUUGGCUGGAGGCGCGCUGGACCCGGCGCCCUCAUUGGGUAGUGGCCUCCUGGGUCCUUGA